Molecule: messenger RNA, 5227 nt
Organism: Paramormyrops kingsleyae
Lineage: Eukaryota; Metazoa; Chordata; Actinopteri; Osteoglossiformes; Mormyridae
Gene: pea15
Product: proliferation and apoptosis adaptor protein 15
Biological process (GO): regulation of apoptotic process; MAPK cascade
Molecular function (GO): protein binding
Source: RefSeq, a predicted model, not a curated record
CACCGGAAUCAGACGGUGUGUGUGACUGGGAAAGAAAACUGCGAGGAAAGGGGAAAAGGCGUUCCCGUUCUCAGACCGGCGAUCCUGUGCACAGACUGAGCGGACGUUCAGAACCGCACAACACAGGACGACACGCCUGCCUGUAAAAUGAUAAUAAUAAUAAUAACCUUUAUAUAAAACAGUCAGAACUGUAUCAAGUGAAACGUAGCAAAUACAUUUUAUGAACCCAAUAGCCCAGCGAAUCGGACGGGGUUACCCGCAUACUGAGCCCUUUUGACACCAAUAUACAAGGAAAAGACAUUGACUGGACAGACGGCAGAGAGACAGACGGGGACACUUUCGAUCUCUUUUUUGUCCAGAGCAUCUCUCAGCGAUCGGCUGAUUCUAUCACUCCCAAAGCCAUGUCAGAAUACGGUGACCUUCUCAGCGACUUAUCAGAUAACAUCACCAAAGAGGAUCUGGACCAGCUCAAGUCUGCCUGCAAGGAGGACAUCCCUGAAGAUCAGAGUAACGCCAUCACUUCCUCAUCGGAGUGGUUCAGCUACCUGGAAAAAAAUGACAAGCUUGCACAAGACAACCUGUCAUACAUUGAGCACAUCUUUGAGAUCUCCCGGCGUCCCGACCUGCUGACACGUGUAAUUGAAUACCGAACCACUGUGCUCAAGAUCACAGAGGACGAUGACAUUGACACCAAGCUCACACGCAUCCCCUCUGCCAAAAAGUACAAAGAUGUCAUUCGCCAGCCCUCGGAGGAUGAGAUCAUCAAGCUGGCCCCUCCCCCUAAGAAAGCCUGAAGUCAAAGAUCCUGAUUGCUGCAUUGCUCCCCUUCAUCAUAACCCAGCCCCAUCUCUCCUCCGUGCCCCUUCCACUCUCGACUAUUGCACAUCACAGUGGCACUAACAGCUGCCUAUCAGCCAGCCAAUCAGAUUUCAACUAUCACCAACUAUCAUGGACUUAAGAGAAGACUGGAAGGACAGAAGAAGCUAAUAGAGGGAAAGCACUUCCAUUCUACAGCUGAGUGGGUCACCCCUGUGCCUGUAUACUUUGCUAUUGCACACUAACACCCCCAGUACAAUGCGUGUUUGUCUCUGAACCCAGGAUACAUUGCCCAAAUAUUUAUACUGCAGAUUGCUGAAAAGUAAAAGUAAGUGUGACGCAGUGACAUCAUAUAUGCUAUGUCGAAGUGUGACGCAGUGACGUCAUAUAUGCUAUGUCGAAGUGUGACGCAGUGACGUCAUAUAUGCCAUGUCGACUUUCCCUAACAGGCAACACCAGCUGUGAGUUUGAGUGCUUUUGCUUGGCACAAGCUGAAUCACUAAAGUUGUUAUGCUGUAUUUUCAUGUGCUAGACAGUUUAUUCCUGGUGACAGAAUACCUUGGAUAUUGUGGAAAUUUGUUCAAAAACACAGUCACCACAGAACAAAAAUCCACUUGACAGAAUUCCAUUUGUGUCACUGUUAUUUGAAGACCAAUGUUUGCCUUGUGGACGAUUAAUAUCUUGAAUGAUAAAAAUAUAUUUUUAGGAGGUCUGUUGUUUUUAUUUGAAUAACUUUCUGGCUUAAAUAUUAAAUUUUGAACAUGUUUUACUUUGAAUAUCAGCAGUUAUGAGAAAUAAAUCUAUUAACCCACAUAAAUGUAAAAUUCACAAGGAUUUACAAGUCAGCCAUUUUAAUCUUUGAAGUGCUCUGUAACCACCAGGUAACUGGCGAAAUAGAAAACAAGUUUGUUUUUUCUUUCAUCAACUAUGUUUUGCAUUGCCUGCCCAGUGUGAUCAAGAUUAAGAACUGUUAAUGUACCUGAUUGAAAUUAAGGUAUAUCAAAGUACAGAUAUUCUUUUAAAUAGUUAUUAUAUUUUACUAUUGUGUAUUAAAUAUGUAGUUAUGAUUUUGAGAGGUAAUGAAACAAAAAGGAUGCAUUAACUUAUUUAUUUUUUUCAUCAUAAUAGAGAACAAAUUCAUAUUAAAAGCAGGUUUAAGCCUUUCUAGUGCACAGUCCAGAACAGGAUACAGGAAGCUUAUUUCUCUUUUUGGUUGAGAACAAAGAGGACUGGGUUUGAGAGAAAGCACUUUGUAAGGGAUGAAAGUAAGGAGACGUAUGCCGACUCAGACAGAAAUAAAGAAACACUGAAAUACUGCGUAUAAAGAUACAUUGGAUAAAACUACAUUGAUUACUGUGGUAUAUCUGUUAGAGAUAAAACCAUGCAGUAGCGGAUUUGAACUAGGAGGUACACGUUUGAACAGUCCUGCCAUUGUAAACAAAUAUGUACCCAGACUGUUGACUAAACUCACACAAUACAAUCACUGUGUCUGCAGUAAUCAACAAAGCCUUAACAGAACUCAGAUGCUACAACAAAUGUGUGAAAAUUGUAAAUAUGCAUGUAGCCUGGGCCCAAAAAUAUCGCCCUGGUGCUGAAAAUCAAGAAACUGACAACUGUUUGAAAUUUUUCCCCUUUAAAGUCCAGUUGUUUGUUUUCAGCACUAGAGUGGAAAACGUCAGAAUCAAAACAGUCUAUGCAUUCCGUUGUGGGCUAACAGCAGGAUGAGUACCCAUGUGUUCGUUCUCCGGCUUCUUUGUUUCUAUUGCUGCUGUAGCAUUUUGAAAAUUUAGAGAGCUGGACAUCCGUUGAUGACAUCACCCUACUUUCCCUGUAAAGAACGGAUGGGUGUUCUCCUUUCAUUCUCAUGUUUCUGCAGGCUAAAUGGACAUUUAACGUUUGCACUGUCAAAGUACUCUGUGCUGGUUGAAUUGUAAUUGUAAACCCCGCCUAAAAUCAGUCCUGGAGGUUCCCGCUGUCUCAGGCCAGCCAAGUAAGUGACUACAAUGGUUGCUCUUUCCUGGUGGAGAUCUUAAACCUUACAGUCCACUCUCAAGUGAAAUUGUCACUAUGGAGAUAUCUGUGACAUAAUUAAAAUUUGUCAUUUUUUUCAUGGCUAUUUUAUUAAAGUUGAUUUGAGAAAAUAAAUCAUUUUAAAGGCCAAUUCAAAGAUGCAGUGGGCUUUAGACAGUUGUUUUUGAGGGGCUUACAUGCUUAAAAAUGUAAAUUGCAUUGUUGUGUGUACUCAUUCAAAAACGAACCUAGAGAUAAGUGUUUUAUCAGCAUUGUGUGACACUUUUAAGACUUAGCAGAUGAAACAUACGCAGAAACACUCAUAAAUCUGUCAUUACUAGCCAAGGCUAAAAUUUAAAAUGUUUGUGGAACAGUUUUAAUGCUUAGAUAAUUAAUAUAUUAUGAGAUGGUCAACUCAGAAUAGCAUCAGUUAUUAAUUUAAAUAUGCAUCACAUUGUUAAUUUGUAUCAUUUAAAAUCAUUUUAAGCUUAUUGCAAUAGGGGAUUAUGAGUCAUGCAGUUGUUUUUAUUAAAAUAAAUUUGAAGAAUUCUAUGAUAUACUUAUGACCAUUUUUAAAAAUUUUAUUUAGUUGUACAUACUGUAUUAUUAUUCUAUGUUUAUUGAUUAAUUUAUUUAAUUCAGGUAUGUUAAAAUGCUGUACUUUUUAAAGGGUUAAAAUGUUUACCAACUGCAUAUACGGGCACAAAAAUAUGUGGGAACUUAUGUCAAAAGAAAACUGUAAGAAUUAGUAACAAUGGUCAGAAAAUGCUAAGGUGAAACUGCAGUCAUGUAGCUCUUUUUACCUUUAUGAGAAGUGUUUUCUGGAAAGUGGCUUUCAAGAUUUGUUGCAAUAUUUGUAGUUGGAUCUGUUCUUGAUCUGUCUGGAAAUGCCCUGACUUUGUAAUACUGUUGCUUUUAAUUUGUGACUGUGACUUUUGAAAAUGAAAGCAUUUCUGUACUGUUAUGAAAAACAACGCAACAAACUUUAAUCUUAACAGAGAAAGUGUCCAAAUGGCCAAGUAUGUUGUAAACAGAGGUAUAAAGUAGGGUUAAAGGAAGUAUUUAGAUUUUGAAAUUAAUGAGUCAGAGGGGGAUUUGUACCACAGGGUUAAGCCACAGGGAAUCAGUCCAUUAUGUGCAUAUGUGUCUGUAUGGAUGCAUGUCUGUGGCUGCAUGGACUAUAUUGGUGGAAAUGGUGUCCUCGUGGACAGAAUUAAUAGUUUUAAAAAUUCUUAAUAAUAGCUUGGUUAAAUAGCUGGUGCUACAUUACAGCUUGGAUACAGUGAAUAAAUGGCAUCUUCAACAUCCUCAACCUGCAGUCGAUGUACCAGCCACACUUAAGGGUAUGCCAUUAGAUUAGAUACAACGCUAAAUAAGAACAUCCUGGAAUAGACCUGGCAACCUACCAUACAAUGGGUUUGGGAAAAAGUCCAGCAACUGAUGGUCUUUGAGUUGAAAGUCUGAACUGAAGGAACGGAAAAUGUGAAACGCGUUUACAUGAUGCACUAAAGCAAGCUUUCAUGCUAUAGAAAAGUGCCAAGUUGCUUUAUUUGUAAAACUGUUGAUUUCACUUGAAUGAGUAGCGCUCAUUAGGUCUGUAGAUGUUUAAGAAGCAAAAAUGAUAAGAAUAAUUUGCAAUGCUGUACAACAAUAAUGUUUUAAGCCACUGUCUGUGAUUCAGUUUCAUUUUGCUGUGGAGGGUAGUGAAGGUAGUCAUGCUUUGGAGUGCAAACACCUGCACGUGGUGAUUUGCGGCCCAUAACAAGAAACUAAUAGGAAUCCAUGCCGCAGUUUUGUCUUUAACAGCAUAAUAGCUACAUAUAAUUAAAAUAUCAGGCAUUUACCCUGUAAAUUUUAUUGUACUGUAUUUAUGAUGGUUUAUGUUUGACAUAACCAUAAAAUCUUCAAAGAAUAUGGACUGUGGGUCCAGCACAAUGGUGGGUAUUUUCAUUAAUGUGUCCAUCAAUCAAUGAUUUGUGAAGGAGGUUGCCUUAAUCACAGAGCCUGUCCGCCUGAUUACAGCCUGAUUACAACCUGAUUAAAUUGUUCAAUUCACCAUACAUGAAGUGAGACAACACUUGCUGUUGUAGAGCGUCCCACAUUAAGCAAUUUCAUGUUUUAAUUAUAUGCCUUACCUCUUCAACUACUUAAUGCAGAUUAGGCUCACCUUGUUUCUCCAUUGGUUGUUAUGUUUCCUCUUUGUCUUAAUUGUUUGUUUUGUGUUCUUUUUUUGAAGUUACAGAAAAAAUAUGAAAACAUCAAAAAUAUUUUCAUUUUUAAUAGUUAAAGGUCUGGCUUGACAAAGGAUUAUAUCAUACUAGGCUAAAGAAGGCAUUUUAUUUGUCGAGCUACAAUGAAUAUAAAUAUUAUAUAUAUGUAUUAAAAUAUAUUUGCUAACCUA